Messenger RNA from Oryctolagus cuniculus (rabbit), 4914 nucleotides. RefSeq names its product mitogen-activated protein kinase kinase kinase 5 (gene MAP3K5). Gene Ontology annotation, molecular function: MAP kinase kinase kinase activity; ATP binding. Gene Ontology annotation, biological process: intrinsic apoptotic signaling pathway in response to oxidative stress; MAPK cascade; protein phosphorylation. The record is from RefSeq and is a predicted model, not a curated record. Lineage: Eukaryota; Metazoa; Chordata; Mammalia; Lagomorpha; Leporidae.
UGGACGGGCGACGCCGCCGCAGCCCGGCCGGGAGAGAUGAGCGCCGACGCCGGCGAGGGCAUCACUUUCUCCGUGCCGCCCUUCGCCGCCUCGGGCUUCGGCUCCUUCCCUGAGGGCGGCAGCUGCCGAGGAGGAGCCGCGGCGGUGGCCGAGAGCGAGGAGAAGCCAAUUCCGCCGCCGCCGGCAGGCAGCUUCUGGAACGUGGAGAGCGCCGGCGCCCCGGGCAGCGCCGCGUGUCCCGCAGCCGCCCCCGGGAGCGGCGCCUCGCGGUGCCGCGGCAGCUCUGGGAGCGUGGCCGGCCGGCGGACCACGGUGGCGUACGUGAUCAACGAAGCGAGCCAGGGGCAGCUGGUGGUGGCGGAGAGCGAGGCCCUGCAGAGCCUGCGGGAGGCGUGCGAGGCGGUGGGCGCCACCCUGGAGACGCUGCAUUUUGGCAAACUGGACUUCGGGGAGACGGCGGUGCUGGACCGGUUUUACAAUGCAGACAUUGCUGUGGUGGAGAUGAGCGAUGCCUUCCGGCAGCCCUCCUUGUUCUACCACCUUGGGGUGAGAGAGAGCUUCAGCAUGGCCAACAACAUCAUCCUCUACUGUGACAGCAACGCAGACUCUCUGCAGUCGCUCAAGGAAAUUAUUUGCCAGAAGAAUACUAUGUGCACUGGGAACUACACCUUUGUCCCUUACAUGGUGACACCACACAACAAGGUCUACUGCUGUGACAGCAGCCUCAUGAAGGGCUUGACUGAGCUCAUGCAACCCAACUUGGAGCUGCUUCUCGGACCCAUCUGCUUACCUCUUGUGGAUCGUUUCAUUCGACUUUUGAAGGUGGCACAGGCAAGUUCCAGCCAAUAUUUCCGUGAAUCUAUACUCAGCGAUAUCAGGAAAGCUCGAAAUUUAUACACUGGUAAAGAAUUGGCAGCUGAAUUGGCAAGAAUUCGGCAACGAGUAGAUAAUAUUGAAGUCUUGACAGCAGAUAUUGUGAUCAACCUGUUACUUUCCUACAGAGAUAUCCAGGAUUAUGAUUCUAUUGUGCAGCUGGUGGAAACUUUAGAAAAAUUGCCAACCUUUGAUUUGGCCUCUCAUCACCAUGUGAAGUUUCAUUAUGCAUUUGCACUGAACAGGAGAAAUCUCCCUGGAGAUAGAGCCAAAGCUCUUGACAUUAUGAUUCCCAUGGUGCAAAGUGAAGGGCAGGUUGCUUCAGACAUGUAUUGCCUAGUUGGUCGAAUCUAUAAGGAUAUGUUCUUGGACUCUAAUUUCACAGAUACUGAAAGUAGAGACCGUGGAGCUUCUUGGUUCAAAAAGGCAUUUGAGUCUGAGCCAACACUGCAGUCGGGAAUUAAUUAUGCUGUCCUCCUCCUGGCAGCCGGUCACCAGUUUGAAUCUUCCUUUGAGCUUCGGAAAGUUGGGGUGAAGAUAAGUAGCCUUCUCGGUAAAAAAGGAAACUUGGAAAAUCUCCAGAGCUACUGGGAAGUUGGAUUUUUUCUAGGGGCCAGUGUCCUGGCCAACGACCACAUGCGAGUCAUUCAAGCAUCAGAAAAGCUUUUUAAACUGAAGACACCAGCAUGGUACCUCAAGUCUAUUGUAGAGACAAUUUUGAUAUAUAAGCAUUUUGUGAAACUGACCACAGAGCAGCCUGUGGCCAAGCAAGAGCUCGUGGACUUUUGGAUGGAUUUCUUGGUGGAGGCCACAAAAACAGAUGUUACUGUUGUUAGGUUUCCAGUAUUAAUAUUAGAACCAACCAAAAUCUACCAGCCUUCUUAUUUGUCUAUCAACAAUGAAGUCGAAGAAAAAACAAUAUCUAUCUGGCAUGUACUUCCUGAUGACAAGAAAGGCAUUCACGAGUGGAACUUCAGUGCUGCUUCUGUCAGGGGAGUGAGUAUUUCUAAAUUUGAAGAACGAUGCUGCUUUCUGUAUGUGCUUCACAAUUCUGAUGAUUUCCAAAUCUAUUUCUGUACAGAGCUUCACUGUAAAAAGUUUUUUGAAAUGGUGAACACCAUCACUGAGGAGAAGGGGAGAGGUGCAGAGGAAGGGGACUGUGAAGGUGACUCUCUGGAGUAUGACUACGAAUAUGAUGAAAAUGGAGACAGAGUUGUUUUGGGCAAAGGCACCUAUGGAAUCGUCUAUGCAGGUCGAGACCUGAGCAACCAAGUCAGAAUUGCUAUUAAGGAAAUCCCAGAGAGAGAUAGCAGAUACUCUCAGCCCCUACAUGAAGAAAUAGCAUUGCAUAAGCACCUGAAGCACAAAAAUAUUGUCCAGUAUCUGGGCUCUUUCAGUGAAAACGGUUUUAUUAAAAUCUUCAUGGAGCAGGUCCCAGGAGGAAGUCUUUCUGCUCUUCUUCGUUCCAAAUGGGGCCCCUUAAAAGACAAUGAGCAAACAAUUGGCUUUUAUACAAAGCAAAUACUAGAAGGAUUAAAAUACCUCCAUGACAAUCAAAUAGUACAUCGGGAUAUAAAGGGUGACAACGUGUUGAUUAACACCUAUAGUGGGGUGCUCAAGAUCUCUGACUUCGGAACAUCAAAGAGGCUUGCUGGCAUUAACCCGUGCACUGAAACUUUCACUGGUACCCUUCAGUACAUGGCACCAGAAAUCAUAGACAAGGGACCUCGUGGCUACGGGAAGGCUGCAGACAUCUGGUCUGUGGGCUGCACGAUCAUCGAGAUGGCCACCGGAAAGCCCCCGUUUUAUGAGCUGGGAGAACCACAGGCAGCUAUGUUCAAGGUGGGAAUGUUUAAAGUCCACCCCGAGAUCCCGGAGUCCAUGUCUGCAGAGGCGAAGGCGUUCAUCCUGAAAUGUUUUGAACCAGACCCUGACAAGAGAGCUUGUGCUAAUGACUUGCUUAUUGAUGAGUUCUUAAAAGUUUCAAGCAAAAAGAAAAAGACACAACCUAAGCUUUCAGCUCUUUCAGCUGGAUCAAAUGAGUAUCUCAGGAGCAUCUCCUUGCCGGUGCCCGUCCUGGUGGAGGACACGAGCAGCAGCAGCGAGUACGGCUCUGUUUCCCCCGACACUGAGCUAAAGGCGGACCCCUUCUCCUUCAAAACCAGAGCCAAAUCCUGCGGCGAGAAAGAUGUCAAAGGAAUACGGACCCUCUUCCUGGGCAUUCCAGAUGAGAACUUCGAGGACCACAGCGCGCCCCCUUCCCCCGAGGAGAAGGACUCUGGGUUCUUCCUGCUGCGGAAGGACAGCGAGCGCCGCGCCACGCUGCACAGGAUCCUGACUGAAGACCAAGACAAAAUUGUGAGAAACCUGAUGGAAUCUCUAGCUCAGGGGGCUGAAGAACCUAAACUAAAAUGGGAGCACAUCACAACUCUCAUUGCAAGCCUCAGAGAAUUUGUGAGAUCCACUGACCGAAAAAUUAUAGCCACUACACUGUCUAAGCUGAAAUUAGAGCUGGACUUCGACAGCCAUGGCAUCAGCCAAGUCCAGGUGGUGCUCUUUGGCUUCCAGGAUGCUGUCAAUAAAGUUCUUCGGAAUCAUAAUAUCAAGCCACACUGGAUGUUCGCCUUGGACAGUAUCAUCCGAAAGGCAGUACAGACAGCUAUUACCAUUCUUGUUCCAGAACUAAGGCCACAUUUUAGCCUUGCAUCUGAAAGUGACACUGCUGACCCAGAGGACUUGGAUGUAGAAGAUGACCACGAGGAACAGCCAUCAAAUCAAACUGUCCGAAGACCACAGGCUGCCACUGAAGAUGCUGUGGCUACCUCAGGGGUGAGCACGCUCAGCUCUACUGUGUCCCACGAUUCCCAGAGCGCUCACCGAUCACUCACCUUGCAGCUUGGAAGGAUGAAAAUAGAAACAAAUAGAUUACUGGAAGAAUUGGUUCAGAAAGAGAAAGAAUUGCAAGCACUCCUUCUUCGAGCCAUUGAAGAAAAAGACCAGGAAAUUAAGCACCUGAAGCUUAAGUCCCAACCAAUAGAUAUUCCUGGGUUGCCUGCCUGUCAUCUAAAUUCUCCUGGCACAGAUACUAAAGAUUCUGAACUUACUGACUGGCUGAGAGAAAACGGAGCUGAUGAAGACACUAUAAGUCGGUUUUUGGCUGAGGAGUAUACACUAGUGGAUGUUCUCUACUCUGUUACACGCGAAGAUUUAAAAUGCCUGAGACUAAGGGGAGGGAUGCUGUGCUCACUAUGGAAGGCCAUCAUCGACUUCCGAGAAAAACACACUUGACCGUCGUCCAGUUUCAUCGUUGCUGGAGAGCCUAAAAAUUAAUAAAGAACUGUAUUUUUUUUUGGGGGGGGGGGUUGAAGCAAGAGAAGAAAGAAGCUGCACUUUAAAUCCAGUAUUUGUUUACUAAUGUUAAAAAAAUAGACAAAAUACACUGAAAUUUCCUAAAUGUUUCUGUUUCUAUGAUUCUUACAGACUCUCAAAAUAAUCCUAAUUAGAAUUCUAACAUUUAGGAUUAUUUUAGUCUAAACAUUUUUUAUGGUAAUAUUUCUAACUUAGCAGCUAUUGCACUUCAGCCAGAGGUUUAUUUCACACAAAACAGAUCAAACAUUUCAUGUGAUUGUGCACCACUGGAACAAAACCAAGAUGUGACUAUGAUUUUUUUUAGGAUUAUGUGUUUGUAAGAUGCCCUAAUAAUCUGAGUAGAAUUGCAUAAUUUCAAUUAUUGUAUAAAGUUGAUGUGUUUUUUAAGUGUGUGCAGCAAUGGUUUCUACUUAUCUGUGUUACUUAAAAUGUUGACUGUAUUUUGUAACUUAAGUUUCUGUUCUGUAUAUCGUACAUUUGUUUGAAUUGUUGAUGUACUACUGAACUGUACCAGUUGCACAUGCCUGAAUCAUAGUAAUGUUAGCUUGUUCUAAAGCUAUCCAUUGUGUCAUAUUUACUCUAAAAAGUAAAGAGACUCUGAACAUACUGUUUGGAUAAAUUCUAAAGAAUCAUUAUUUUGUGUUGGAAAAUUAGAUAUAUUACUGUGUUAAA